Messenger RNA from Peromyscus eremicus (cactus mouse), 1713 nucleotides. It is a transcript of the gene Trim68, whose product is annotated as tripartite motif containing 68. NCBI's taxonomy places the organism in Eukaryota, Metazoa, Chordata, Mammalia, Rodentia, Cricetidae. Gene Ontology annotation, molecular function: zinc ion binding; protein binding. The record is from RefSeq and is a predicted model, not a curated record. The coding region runs from base 112 to 1566 and encodes 484 amino acids. The transcript has 7 exons.
UCUCGCGGAAGCCGCGGGGUGCUGCUCCUGCCUAGGCCGCCGCGCUCCCGCUGGGCUCCGCAGCUUCCCGCAGUCUUUAUUCAUGUUCUGAGACUGUUGUUAGAUGGAACCAUGGAUCCUGGAGCGUUAAUGGAAGCCAUUGUGGAAGAAAUGAACUGUCCUAUCUGUAUGACCUUCCUCAGGGAGCCUGUGAGCAUCAACUGUGGCCACACUUUCUGCCACAGCUGUCUCUCUGGACUCUGGAAGCUCUCAGGAGGAUCCCAGGACUUGGGCUACACCUGUCCACUUUGUCGAGCUCCUGCGCAGCCAAGGAAACUACGUCCCAAUUGGCAGCUGGCCAGUGUUGUAGAUAAGGUCCGUCUGCUAGGCUUCUGUAUGGAAAUGGGAUUACAGACUGAUGUGUGUAAUCUCCACAAGGAACAGCUGACGGUGUUCUGCAAAGAGGAUGAUGUGGUAACCUGCAAGGCCUGUCACCAGUCCCCAGAGCACGAAGCCCACACCAUUGUGCCCAUAAAGGAUGUUGCCUGGGAAUAUAAGUGGAAACUCCAAGAAGCUCUGGAACUUCUGAGGAAAGAACAGGAAGAAGCCUGGAAGCUGGAAGUCAGCGAGAAGGAGCGCGCUGCCAACUGGAAGACACAGAUGGAAACACGGAAGCAGAACAUCCUAUGGGAGUUUGAAAAAUAUCGGCAAUUAUUGCAGGAAAAGGAGCUGCCGUGUCAGCCGGUGGAAGAGGAGGCAGCUGCAGCUCAGGCUAGCCUAGAGCAGGAGGAGAGAGAGACAGCCAACAAACUGGAGUUGAGGCACGGCAAGAUCAUCCAGCAGAGCCAGGCCCUGUGCAGGAUGAUUGUGGAGCUGGAAGAGAGAUCCCAGAGACCUGUGCGCUGGAUGCUGCAGGGUGUUCAGGAAGCCUUAAAUAGGAGCAAAUCUUGGAGCCUGGAGCAGCCAGAACCAAUCUCCUUGGAGCUGAAGACAGACUGUCGUGUGCUGGGACUAAGAGAGAUCUUGAAGACAUAUGCAGUUGAUGUGCGCCUCGAUCCAGACACAGCUUACUCCCGCCUUGUCGUGUCCAAGGACAGAAAAAGUGUGCACUAUGGAGACACCGAGCAGAACCUGCCUGACAAUCCUGAGAGAUUUUACCGCUAUAACAUUGUCUUGGGCAGCCAGUGCAUCUCCUCGGGCCGGCACUAUUGGGAGGUGGAGGUUGGAGACAGGUCUGAGUGGGGCCUGGGAGUGUGUAUGGAAAAUGUAGACCGGAAGGAGGUGGUCUAUCUGUCCCCCGACUAUGGCUUCUGGGUGAUAAGGCUGAGGAAGGGAACAGAGUACCGGGCAGGCACCAAUGAGUACCCCCUCUUGCCCUUGUCAGUCCCUCCGCACCGGGUAGGAAUCUUCCUGGAUUAUGAGGCCCAUGAGAUCUCCUUCUAUAAUGUGACUGAUGGCGGCUCCCACAUUUUUACUUUCCCCCAUUGUCCCUUCCCCGGCCGCCUCCUGCCCUAUUUUAGUCCAUGCUACAGUAUUACCACCAACACCACCCCCCUCACCAUUUGUUCCCUGGUUGGGAAAGACUAGGGGAGCCACCAUCCUAGCCUAAUGUUGGAACUUGGCCUGGGACACAGGGCUACUGGAGGAUACUUCCAUUGAUUAGCAUACCCCUGAACCCAGCUUAGAACCUAAGGGCCCCUCUGCCUGACCUCAUGGUAUCUUGCUGUUAGACCA